Molecule: messenger RNA, 1974 nt
Organism: Cyanistes caeruleus (blue tit)
Lineage: Eukaryota; Metazoa; Chordata; Aves; Passeriformes; Paridae
Source: RefSeq, a predicted model, not a curated record
CUGCAAAGCCAAAUCAUCUCCACAUGCUCUGGGAGAGGUUUUUGGGGAGAGAGACCCCCUGAGUGACCAGCUGGGUCUUCUCCCACAGUUAUUUUUUGUCACCAACACAUUUUCUCAUGGUCAGUAAUGGUAAUGCUGCUGUUGGAGGUCAACUCAUUGCCCAGAAUUCAUCCCAUUAACCCCAAUAUUUAUUUACUGAUUUAAAAUCCAAAUGCUUUUCCAUUAAUGUUGCCACAACCCUAUUUUUACACCCGAAAUUUCCCCAAACAGAGCCUUACAUCCAGGCGAUGUGGCUGCUCCUGAGGUUUUGAACUGGAUUCCCAACCCAAAGUGCAUUUUUGUACCUCUAGUUCAACCCACUGGGCCCCCAGUUCUGCCCAGAUAACAACAACUUCCCAAACUAAGGAGGGUUUAAGGUGUGUCAGCUGCUCAGCCAACCCACCUCAGCUUGCAUUACCUGAGUGACUUCCAUAACAUUUGGAAUUUGCUUGCAGAGGGAGCAGAGUUGUGAGGAGCCCGGAACAACUUUUCACUUGGACAAGGAGUCUCAAGGCAAAAACAUGACUUGGAAAUGUUGCUCUGGGAUAUAUUUGACACAAAAUAUAUUCCUAGUCCUGGCAUUUUAUUUCAGCCUGUGCACAGCAACAGGUCUCAGGAGGUUGGUGCUCGGCGUGAAGGACCCGGCAGUGAUCAGGGAGAAGCUGCCAGAGGCCAAACCCCCCUCACUGGGAUUUGUGGCAGUGUCAGAGGAGAACUGCGGGUCUGGAACAGGCACAGGGACAGCCCUGGGUGACAGAUUUCAGCCCUGGUCCCCUGUCCUUGGGGAAAGCACCGUGGAUGGGUUGGUCCCACAGCCCCUCAACCCCUCACUGGUGCUUGGCCCAAAGUCCCCCAUGACACAAAGGGCAGAGGCAUCGCUGUCCCUCCGGCACCAGGGUGACAGUGGGGACCCUCCCCAGCCUCCCCCUGCUGCAGCUCCUGAUGCUGAAGGAUCUUCUCCCCUUCCAGACCGGCACAUCUCCAUCAGUGCCAGAGCCCAGGGUCCCCAGCACAGGAGGAGCAGAACUUGGGACCCUUCUGCAGCCUCCCUGUGGGCACUGACAGGUCUGGUGGCACCUGACACUGGGGACACUGGGAAUCCUGGAGGGACCCCCUCAUUCCUUGGCCCCAGGGGGCUGCCCAGACCCACUCAGAACACGAGGACUGAGUGCAAGAGGCCACUGAACUCCAGGAUCACCUCUGGGACAGAUGUCCUGUCCUGGCUGCACAACAUUGUGUCAGGAAAACGAAGCCAAAGACAGAUCACGUCAAAGAGGCGACCCAGGCAGAAAUGAGUCGUGAAUCACAAAUUGUUUCUCCCUUAGUAACACUUGAGGAAAGGUCAAGGAUGUUCAAUUUACCCAGUUCUUGCACAACCAGGCAGGAGCGGGUGCACGUCAGUCCCUCACAUCGUGACAGGUGUGCUUGAGGUAAUUUCAGCAACUCUGGGAGGAACUUUUAAUCUUUCUGUGUUAUCCAAGCAAUGAAGAGGGUCUUUGUAUCAUAGAAAUUUUACAGAGAAAUAACAUUUACGUGAAUGAAUCCAGGCUUCUAAAACCUAUUUAGUUCCUCAGUUAGGAAAACUGAAUUUGUAUUAAUUUUGUUAUUAAUGUAUAUGCCAUAUAAACCAGUGUUUAAUGGUUCUUUACCUGUGAAAAAGGUAUUUUUAAUAUAAAUUAUCUCCAUCAUUUACAAAAAAACCCUUGGGUAUUCAAAACAGAACUGUCCCCUACAAGUUGUACAAGUAUAAAAUAACUUUUCAAUCCAAUCAAACUAAACAUUUAAUUAAUAACUCAUAAAAACCUCCAGCUGAGUGAAUUAGAGUUGAUUUCCAGAGAACUUCCAGGUCAUCCAGACAAACAUUUACUUUUCUUCAGCCAUCUUUGUGGAAAACUGUCCCUCUAAACCUGUAACUGAGCUGGAGAUGAAGCCUCU